GAACUACACAUCGCAAGAAUGUUCUUUGCACUACCCACUUGUUGUACUCCUACAAUGGAAUAUUUUUAUUCCUAUUUCAAUUGUAGCUAACUUUUCCGAUGGGUUUGGAAGUCGACUUUUUUUUUUGGAGGAACAUGACUUCUAGCGGGAUUCCCCCAGUACUAUCUAAGUGAUUCAUCCUGAGAGGCAUCUUUAGCACCUUUUGUAAGGGGAUAACACGCCUAAGAUGCUUUCCAAGAUGAAUUAUUGGGAGCUCUAACCCAGCUUUUGGCAAUCGCGGUGUGAUCCAACCCCAGUGGCAGGAAUGCGCCACUGCCCUAGACGGCCUGCCCUGGACGCGUGUACUGGUGUUGUCCCGGUGGGCCGAUACAGACAGUGUUGUGCAUAUUGAAACCUAUUAGCUGAACGGAAACCAGCUAGUCCUCUGGCUCUAUUGACAUAGAUAUUUUUUUGUGCGAGAGAAUGUCCGAUUUUGGUCUUGUUCGGUCUCAAUCAUUAGUUGCAUUUUGUGUAUUCAGCAGCAAGAGAGGGCGAAGGAGAAAGCUUUGACUACCUGCAGGGAGAUCUUGACUCCACUGGGUUACAGCGUAAACGCUCGCGGUGUCACCACGGAGGUAACUGUGUUUUGAGGCUUGUUUCUCGAGUGCAUUCUACUUAUGUGCGAUCGGGAUCGAUGCAUUCUGGAGAUGUACAGAUCGAGUAUGUGAAUGUACAACGAACACACAUGAUGCUCUAAGUACCCGAACCUGCGACAGGGAGUGAUAUUAGGCAGGUUAGUGUGGCGGAGUCCCGUGUGUCGUUCGAACAAUGGAAACAAAAUACCUUUCAAAGGUGAAUCGAUGAACCACAGCAACAAAACAUCUUGCCAACCACAAUUGUUAAGACUAAUGACCGCACUUGUAUGUAUCCUCUACACACGACAGUACUUCUAGUCAGUCCUGUUUUUCAGCACAACUUCUUGUAUCCUCUACAGAGUUUAAGGACUGUAGGGAUUCCCUUGGACGAGGAUUCUGUAGGGAUUCACCUUGUCUUUGAAUUAAUUUUCCUUGUCCUGAUUAAUCAUAAUCAUCCUUGUCUUUGAACCAAUUAUUCUUGUCCUGAUUAUCUUGUUCUGCUUAUUUAUCCUUGUCCUGAUUUUUAUUAUCUGUAGAAGGUAAAGCGGCUUCUAGAGAUUCACCUUCUCAGCAUUCACAUGUUGCAAUAGCUCUAAAAUUGGUGGAACAGUAGCAGCACCCGUUCUUGGAACAACGACAGGAGCAUCAACUCUCGGAAACUCUUUUGGGAUGAUGCAAAUGGGGACUUCCUUUCUUUUUCUUUUUAUGUAUUAGUAGGAAGUCCCCAUUUGGAUAAUCUUUCCUUGAAGAUCUACCACAUGUAUUAAUACAGAUUGUAUUCUUAAGAGAUCAACAUGAUGACUGUUGUAUUCUUGCGCAGGAGCUACAUUCUUGUUGCAAGAUCCGAAACUUGACUCAAUUUGCGAUGAUGUCAAACGCACAACGCACAACACAUCUUUCUUAUCUUUCGAUUGACGAGGAUAAAAAGAAACCACAGCAGGAACGAACAAGGGUUGUCGACCCACCACUGCAG
Molecule: messenger RNA, 1587 nt
Organism: Amoebophrya sp. A25
Lineage: Eukaryota; Dinophyceae; Syndiniales; Amoebophryaceae
Source: the annotation of a GenBank genome assembly